Messenger RNA from Uloborus diversus, 10694 nucleotides. It is a transcript of the gene gek, whose product is annotated as serine/threonine-protein kinase MRCK alpha-like. The transcript is spliced from 46 exons. Gene Ontology annotation, cellular component: cytoplasm; cytoskeleton. NCBI's taxonomy places the organism in Eukaryota, Metazoa, Arthropoda, Arachnida, Araneae, Uloboridae. The coding region runs from base 411 to 5624 and encodes 1737 amino acids. Gene Ontology annotation, molecular function: protein serine/threonine kinase activity; ATP binding. The record is from RefSeq and is a predicted model, not a curated record. Gene Ontology annotation, biological process: actomyosin structure organization; peptidyl-threonine phosphorylation.
GGACUUCGCCAUGUUUUCGAUUGGGGGUAAGGCGAUGAACAGAAUGUGUUAAAAUUUUUAAUGACAAAGAAGAAUUGUGUGUUGCUUAUGAUGUCAAAAUGUGAUGUGUCUUGUUGGAUACAUUAGUGAAAUUCAAUUUAUUACCUUAUGGAUGAGCUGUCAUCACUCGAUUACUGGAAAAUUUAGCUGUUCUGUUAAUUUUCUCUAGUUCCGGUUGAUCUUGAAAUGCAUAAGUGGGAUUCGGAUAUAUUUUUGUUUACUUCGUUCGUCACAAAUGUAAUAAAAACUUUCAGUACUUCAUAUGUGAGUCACAAAUAAAAAAAAAUUCUGCUGUUGUCUUAUAUGAUCUCUGCAGUAUGAUGCUUUUGUUUCAUCAGUCAUAAUUUUGCACCUUCUAAUUGUGAGCAACAAUGUCUGGGCGACCACCCGAAGAGCUAGCGGCUGAAUUGGAUUCUAUUUUCUUAAGGAUUUCAGUUGGGAAGAAGGAUGAAUCAUUGUCUAUUGAAACUCUUAUAGAUGCAUUGGUAGUAUUGUAUGAUGAAUGUCGUAAUUCUUCUUUGAGGCGAGAGAAGACAGUUUCAAAUUUUAUCGAAUAUGUAAAACCUGUACUGCAAAAGAUAAAGCGUCUUCGGCUUAGUAGAGAAGAUUUUGAAGUUCUCAAAGUUAUUGGAAGAGGAGCAUUUGGUGAAGUUGCAGUUGUCAAACAUAAAGUUACAGCCAAAAUUUAUGCCAUGAAAAUUUUGAACAAAUGGGAAAUGUUAAAAAGAGCUGAGACUGCUUGUUUUCAAGAAGAAAGGGACGUCUUAGUAUAUGGUGAUAAGCGAUGGAUUACAAAUUUACAUUAUGCAUUUCAAGAUGAGAACAAUCUAUAUUUUUUGAUGGAUUAUUAUUGUGGUGGUGAUCUUUUAACAUUGUUGAGUAAAUUUGAGGAUCGUUUACCUGAAGACAUGGCUAAGUUUUACAUAAUAGAGAUGAUAUUAGCUGUUCACUCAAUUCAUCAGUUGGGUUAUGUUCAUCGUGACAUCAAGCCAGACAAUGUGCUUUUGGAUGCAUCAGGUCACAUACGUUUAGCUGAUUUUGGUUCCUGUUUAAAAUUACUAGAAGAUGGUUCAGUGCAAUCAAAUGUUGCUGUAGGAACACCAGAUUAUAUAUCACCUGAAAUACUACGGGCUAUGGAAGAUGGACAAGGAAAAUAUGGCCCUGAAUGUGAUUGGUGGUCUUUGGGUGUUUGUAUGUAUGAAAUGCUUUUUGGGGAAACACCAUUUUAUGCUGAAUCCUUAGUAGAAACAUAUGGUAAAAUAAUGAAUCAUAAGAACUGUUUUGAUUUUCCUGAGGAUCCUACCAUUAUUGUCUCAGACGAUGCUAAAAGUUUGAUGAAGAGUCUGAUAUGUUCAUCAGAGUGUAGGUUAGGGCAAAAUGGCCUUGAAGAUUUUAAAAAUCAUCCCUGGUUCAUUGAAGUUGACUGGGAAAAUGCAAGGAAUACUUCAGCACCAUACAUUCCUGAAGUUAGUAGUCCAACAGAUACUUCAAAUUUUGAUGUAGAUGAAAGUGAUUUGAAACAGUCUGAAUCCUCUCCGCCAAAUUCUAAUUCUGUGUUUUCCGGGCUUCAUUUACCUUUCAUUGGAUUUACUUAUACCUCAGGGAGUAAACUUUCAGACUUGGGUUUUCAUAAACUUGGUAACUCUAUCUGUGAUAUGAUAGAUGGAAUCCCAAAUUCAUGUUUAGAGCAGAAAGUAGAAGUAUUAGAAAAGGAAAAAAGUGAUUUAGCAAAAAAAGUGAAAGAAAUGAGUAAUACUGUUCAGAAAAGCAUUGAUGGAGAAGAGAUCAUGAAUGUUAAAAAUUAUUCAGAUCUCGAAGUUAGGAAGCUGCAAGAUGAAGUAAAUACCUUAAGGAAAAGAUCUUUAGAAUUAGAGAAAGAGCUUCAGAAACAUAGGACAGACCAUCGAAGGAUACUAACUGCUAAACAAGAUUUGGAAAACAUUCAAGACGAAAAGUUAUUAAAAAUUAAAGAAUUAGAAAAAGCAUUGAAAGCUAUAAAAUUGGAAAAGGAUGACUUACAUAAAGAAGUUAUUGAAUGUCAAGAAAAACUGAAACUGCAAUCUAAAGAACUAAAAGAUGCCUUAAUGCAAAGAAAGUCAGCUAUGACAGAAUGCACAGAAAUUAGUGAUAAAUUGUCAGAAGUUAGAGCUUUAAAACAAAAAUUGUCUCGUCAAUUGCGGGACAAAGAAGAAGAACUUGAAAAUGCAUUACAAAAGAUUGAUGCAUUUAGGCAAGACAUGAGAAAAGCUGACAAGCUUAGGAGAGAGUUGGAAAUUCAACUUGAAGACAGCAAAACAGAUCUUAUGAAAGAGCAAAGGCUGAGAGAACGUAUGGAAGAAAAUGUGCGGCGUUUGGAAACGGAAAUUGAAGCCAUGAAACGUCGACAUGUUGGACGAGCAUUUUCUCCAGAUCAAAAUGAAAGUAGUCAAGAAAUGAAUAGGUUAAAAACUGAGUUGGAAAAUUUAACUACUCAGCAUAAAGAGACCCUUACUCAGCUGCAAGGUAGGCAUAGUGCUGAAAUAAAUGCAUUGAUGGAGCAGUUACAUGAAGCAGAAAAUUUCAAAUUCAAAGCAGAAAAGGAGGUUGCAUUUUUCAAGGAUAAGGUGGAACAAGUUCGAUCUGAAAGUACAAUGGAACAUCAGGAGCUUCUCAAAGAAAUAAAAAGAGUUCAUGAGCGGGAUAAAGCAAUGUUGCAAGAUGAGCUCAAAAGGAUGGCAUUUGAUCUUGAAAAGUAUAUGAAAGCUUUGAGCAAAGUUGAAGAUGAAAAAAAGAGAUUGGAGAGUGAUUUCUACCUAAUUAGAGAAAAGAAGGAGUCGAUCAAUCAAUGGGAAGCUCAAAUUAGCGAAAUAAUUCAAUGGGUUAGCGAUGAAAAAGAUGCUCGAGGGUAUCUUCAAGCAUUAGCCUCAAAAAUGACUGAAGAACUAGAUGCAUUAAAAAUGACUGGUGUGCCUCCUACCUCAACUGUGGAAAAGAACUGGAAAAAUCGUAGGUCUCAAAAAUUGGAUAAAAUGGAAUUACUGAAUUUGCAGUCAAGUCUUCAAAGUGAGAUUCAAGCUAAACAAGCUAUUGGUCAGGAAUUGAGUAAAGUACGAGCUGAAUUGGUUGCUGAACAAAAAGAACACAAAGAUUGCUUGCAAAAAAUUGAAUUCUUUAAACGAGAUGUUAUGAAGAAAGAAAUACAAAUAAAAGAAUUGCAACGUCGUAUUGAUUCAGGUGAUAAUUUUGCUGAUAAUGGGGAUCUUCAAUGUCAAAAUGUACUUGAUCGUCCAUCAUCAAGGAUGUCUUUUUUGGACCAAUUUUUAAAAGACACUUCUCAAAGACUUGGGCAUAGUGAUAGUGGAGAAUCUGCUGGUGCUGGAGAUGAUGCAGAUGUGGAAGAUAAUCAACCUGUUUCAGGUUCCAGUAGCAAAUCAACAGCAUCGGAAGCUAGUGCAGAGAAUUUUUCUUUCUCACCUGUCUUAGAUUCCCGCCCUGUUAUCAAUUUAAUUACUCCAAAACCUAAGGCUCAUCAGUUUCUUAUUAGAACUUUUCCAAGUCCUAUAAAAUGCAACCACUGUACUUCACUCAUGAUUGGACUAUGUAGACAAGGUGCAGUUUGUGAAGUUUGUGGGUUUGCUUGUCAUGUUACUUGCCAAGAAAAAGUGCCAGCUGUGUGUCCUGUUCCCUCUGAUCAAAUUAAAAGGCCUGUUGGAAUUGAUCCAACAAGAGGUAUUGGAACUGCUUAUGAAGGCUACGUCAAGGUUCCUAAACCUGGUGGUGUCAAAAAAGGAUGGAUGAGGCAGUUUGUUGUUGUCUGUGAUUUUAAGUUAUUUUUGUAUGAUUUAGCCCAAGAAAAGAGUACACAACCCAAUACAUGGAUCUCCCAAGUGUUAGAUAUGAGGGAUGAAGAAUUUUCAGUAAGCUCAGUGUUAGAGUCGGACGUCAUUCAUGCUAGCAAAAAAGAUAUUCCAUGCAUUUUUCGGGUAACAACAUCAAUGUUAAAUCCUCCCGGUAUUAAAAAUCACACACUUAUGAUAGUUGAAAAGGAAAGCGAGAAAUGUAAAUGGGUUGAUGCAUUGAAUGAGCUUCAUCGCAUUCUAAGAAGGAAUAAAUUGUCUUCAAAAGCUGUUUUCCAAUCAAAAGAAAUUCUUGAUAAUACUUUAAGUAUUAUAAAGAAUGCUACCUCUGCCUCUGUCAUUGAUCCAGAAAGAAUAGUUCUCGGUACAGAAGAAGGUUUAUAUUGUAUUGAUCUUGAUAGAGAAGAAAUUGCUCGUGUUGGUGAUGGUAAAAAAGUUUCUCAGUUAGAAUAUAUUGGGGAUGAACAACUUCUUCUUGCUGUGGCCGGGAAGCAGCGUUUUUUGAGAUUAAUACCAGUUGGUGCAUUAGAUGGUCAAGAUGUUGAGUGGACCAAAGUUCCAGAUACAAAAGGUUGCAUUACCUUCUGCACAAUGUGUGUUCAUAACGGAAGUUCUUCUCUUUAUUUGUUUUGUACUGCCAUUAAAAAACAGGUUUUUGUUUAUGAAGUAAACCGAACAAAAGGAAGGCAUCUCAGGAGGAAAGAAAUUUGCUUGCCAGUUCCUGCUCAUACUUUAGAUGUUAUUGGUAAUAGGCUUUGUGUUGGGUUGCCAUCUGCAUUUCACCUUUAUUCUGUACUUGAUGACAGCCCUCCAAUUUCACUUGUAAAUACAGAUUGCAAUGACUUAUCAUUCCUAUCACACAAUCUCAUGGAUCCUUUUCUUGCUGUAGAGUUAGAAAAUAAUGAGUACCUGUUAGUUUUUUCACAAUUGGGGAUUUAUGUUGAUGGCUUUGGCAAAAAGAGUAGGGAAAAAGAAUUGAUGUUUCCUGCUCCUCCUGAAGCAGUUAGUUACACAGAUGGUUUCUUAAAUGUGUACAGUGAAACUCAUGUUGAUGUUUUCGAUUGUUCAACUGGGGAGUGGUUACAGACCUUAAAUAUUAAAAAAACAAAGCCAUUAUGCAAAAAUGGGGUGUUAUGCUUUUCCCUUGCAACAGAUUUGCCUCAUAUCAUUUAUCUUCAUAAUGUUUUGCAUCGAUCUAACAGAAUAUGUGUGCCAGAAGCAAAUCAUCAUCCUUUGAAAAGCAGGCAAAGUAAAGCUAUGCUAAAUAGAGUCCGUAGACGGUUUUCUGUCAGAGAACCGGAUCGAGCAGGAAAAGGAAACGUAGAUCGUCGCUCCAGAUUAAUCUCUGGUCCAACUAAUUUCAAUCAUAUUUCUCACAUGGGACCAGGAGCUGGAAUACAGCUACAGAAAUUAGUAGAUUUACCUCAAUAUAAACUAAACUCCUUGCCACCAGAAGAGAAAAACAGAAGUUUACCGGGUUCAGGAAAAUUACACAAUCAACGGUCUACAGGGUCAAUAUCUGUAAUUUCUCCGGAUGGUUCAGUUUCAUCACAAGACCAUUCAACUGCUACUUUUUACACGGUGAGUUCUGGAAAAGGCUCAACUGAUCAGAAAGAUAAUGCUCAUGAUCAGUCAAGUCCUCGAAAUUCAAUAGCCUCCAAUAAUAGUUCUUUACUUAGCUCUCCCCCAAGCCCUCAGGUCAAAAGAGGUGAAGAAAAAGAUCAUGGAUCUUCUAGUUGUGAAUCCUAGGAUCAGCCUCUGAAUUCAUAUCCUAUUUCUAUUACUGUGAAUAUAAAAUGUUUUCAUAUUUGUGUGCAUCAAUGACUGAAUUUUAUCCAGUUUUAGUAUUGGAUUUAUAUUUUGAAUCUUCUUAAUUUUCCAAACCUGUUGUUAAAAAUCAAAUUCUGGUAAUUCAAGUUUGAGCUGUGUUGCCUCCAAACAUAAACAGAUUGAUUUUUUUCACAUGCAUCUUUAGUUUUUUUUUCUUUUUGUUCGAUAUGUUUAUUGUUAAAUUAACUUUUCAUUUUUGGUAUAAGCAGAGUUUUGCUGUGUAAAAAUAUUAAAUAUUGUGUAACUGUUUUUCCCCUUUUCCCAAACAACCAACUCAGUUAUCAAUACCAUGUCAAGAAACUGGUUUUAUUCUACUUAAAAGUUAUUUAAAACCUUAAUAACAUUUUUCUAUGUUAAAAGCUCAAAAUGCUGUUCAAUGUUUAAUGUGUUAAAGAAUUUUUUUUUCAUGUACUUCAAAGAAUAAUUUGUUUGUGUUUUCAUUAAAAAAUGAGUUUAAUAACCUGUCCAUUAUGCAGAAGGAACUCUUUUUUGAGAAAAAACUGCAAGUUCAGCUCUUCCUUGUAAUAUUUCAUUGUUGGAAUAGAGACUGGAUUGCGUCUGUGAAUAAUUUCAUGUUUGUCUUCUUCCAUUGAUGAUUCUUCAUUUACUGCUAGAGCAAGUCCAGUCUUUGAAGAAAAUGCAUUGGUUCGAAUCUGACCGAAGUUGUCAUUUUAACUUUUACUUAAAGCAUCUUGGACUCUUAUAAAAGAUGCAAACCACUAGUCUAUAUUUUAUAUACCUUUGUAGACAUUGUGUGAUGCAAUGUAUUCUUGCAAGUAUGCAUUGCGCUGUUCCUAGUCUUUGUCGCUGCUUUUCUAUUCUUUUAGCACAAUGUAUUCCAUGCAUAUUUUUUUACUGAGUAAAAAAUGAAAAUAAGAAAUUUUUAAAGUGUUUCUUUUUUGUUCUGUUUUAGUAUUUAAUUAUUGUUUGUUAAGAAUUGAAUAUAGUUUCUGUUGUUAAUAUAUUAUCUAUUUUGUAAAUAUUGGUAAAAAUAUUUGUUUAUUAUAAUUAUACAUGACACUCAUUAUAAUGACUGCCCAUUUUUUCAGUCCAUUUAAUAAAAUUACAGACAUGAAGAAAAAAAAGAAAGAAAUCUCAUAAUAAUCAUGUAAAUGUUAAAAAAAAACUUUGGUACAAUAUUGUUUACUGAAUAUCUUUUCAUACUGGUCAAAUGUAGUUUUUGUAAUGAGUCAAUUGUAUAAACAAUUAUUUGAUUUGUUUUAGAAGUUUGAUUUAAAUGUAUUCAAAUAAUAUAAUAAAAUUUCUAUGGCAAUAAUCUUUGUAUUUAGAAAUCUAUUGCUAAGAAAUGAUGCAAUGAAAUAUGAAAAAGAAAAAAAAGCAAUCUUUAUCAGAGAUCAGUUUAGAUUAAAAAUAGUCUUUUAAUGCCUAGUAAUUGUAGAAUUUUUUAUGUAAAGAAAAAUCAUAAAUUUGUUUACAAAUUCAUGUCUAUUUUCUUGUUUAGACAAUCAUUUUUGUAAUAAGUAAAUUUUGUGCAGAAACAGUGUUGUUCAAUACUGAUUUUUGCAUUUUUAAUCAUUGUUGAAUUUAAAUUGUAUAAAUUAUGAAUUUUUUAACAAUAUUUCAAGUCAAUUUUUGAAAUUUUUAAAAUUUUCCGUCCUAUUGCUCUUUUGUUACAAAAAAUUCUUUCCUUUAAUCAAUUAAUCGAUUGUAGUUUGAUGGUAAAAUUUAAGAACUGUAUUUAAAUAGACUUGCAUUUCAACAAACUUUGAUUUAAAUUAUUUAUUUAGAAAUCUGCAAAUUAUUUGCAUUGUUUUAAUUUUUGUUCGACGAUCGGUUUUACCAAUUCAGGGGAAAUUAAUGUUCCCCGCUAAAAUGCCAUAAAGUAUUUUUUUCAAAAAAGUGGAUUUGUUCACUUUUGAUUAAUUACUCAAUUAUUGUUUAGGUAAAUUUUGAAAUCUCCUUCAUAAUGUUUUUUAAUCAAUUAAGUUUCUUCCUGAAAUUCAUUUUGUAGUUGUUAUAACACUAGAAUUACGGCAAUCAUACCUAAAAAUACAGUGGGGGUCAUUUUGACCCCUGAGAAGAAAUUUGCAUAGUUUCCUAUAUAAUGUUAAAUAUUUGUAAAAAUUAGUUUAAAAUAGACAUAUUUAUAAUAAAUGCAAUUAAUUUAAAGAAUACAGAGAUUUUCAGGGUACAUAAUGAAAUAUUUAAAAAAAGUUUAAAAUGCUCUUCAAAAAACUAGCGCACUUUCAGUCGCAUUUCAGAAGCUAGAGGCUAAUGUUUCCUUUUCUAUACAAAAACAUUAUAAAUGCUUCAAGUUCUAAGAGACGUUUUUGAGUUUCUGCCCUGUUUCAGCUUCAGUGAAUGUAUUUGCAGUUCUUUUUUUCUCAAAAAGGUCAAAAUGACACCAGCCUGCACUUUUAUUUGUAACCCUUUAGUUUGGUUUUAAAAGAAUUACAAUUUUCUUGAAAAUUUUUCAUUAUUACACAGCACAAUGAUUUAGGAAAAGUCAAUGAAGGAUUGAGCAUUUUAUGAAAAUACAGAGGAUUAGUUAGCAAAAAAAAAAGUUUGAUUGUGGUCUAAAUGACCCCUCCCGUAAUUCUAGUGUUAAAAGAUGUACUUGUGUGACAAAUCCACAGAGAUGUUGGUUUUUAGGUUAAUUUUGAAAUCUCUUUUGUAACAUUUUUUUAGUCACUUUAUCUUAUCCUUGAAAUUUUAAAGAGAAUUCUUUAUGUGAUUCCUUGAAAUGAUGGACUAGUGUGAUAAUUCUAAAGAAAAUUGAUCUUUUAGAAACUGAAAAACUUUGAAGUGUAUUGUCGUAUGAUGCAGAGAUAUUAUUUUCAAAGUGCAUGUAGUUUAAAAUAUUCCAAUAUAUUUUAUGACAAUUUAUUUUAUAUUUGACAUUUGUUUAUGUGCUUCUCACAAUUGUGUCUAUCAUAGCAUUAAAUUAUAUAAUGUGUUAAUACUACUUUCUUAAGAAAAAACUUUUGUGUGAUUAUCUCAAGUUUCGAUACACAGGUAUAGGUAUGAAUUUUUCAAAUUAGCAUUUUUAAAACAGAAAGUGACAAAUACUAAAUCAGCUAAAUGUUGAAUAUUUAACAGCAUGAGGUUGAAUAUUCAGCUGUCAAUUUGCCUUGACUAGAUAUUUUUUCAGCUCAUUAAUGGAUAGUUAAUACAGGGCAAUGAUAUUCAUGCCAACCACACAUCAAAUACAUCAUUGCUUCUUAAGGCUUUAUGAAAACCACAAACUAUAUUAAUCUUAUAAAUAAAAGUUUCAAUUUUUUUUUUUUUGAAAAAUUGAUUUUUAAUGAACUAAAACUAAUUAAGAUAAAUAAUCUGUAAUCACUUUCUUUUUUUUAAAUAAUGUAUGGCCCCUUGUCCCACAUUUGAAUUUCAAUCUAACUUUCUUCUAUGAUAAACAGUAACUUAUUUUGUUAUCUAAAUAGUUCUUAGCAAACAAUUUUGUUGAAUCAAAUAUUUAAAACAACCAAUAAGUAUUAGUAUUCCAAAUACAGAACUCAAAUUAUCCAAAUCAACUGGAAUUGGACCCUAUUCGUACCUUUGGAUUUUUCUCUGAAAAAGAGUGUAUUUUAUUUAAUUACUGUAUGUAUGUUUAAAAUAGGAGAAAAAAUCAAUUUUUAAGGAAAAAUAGCUUUUAACUAAGAAACAAAAAGAGGCAGAAACACGUUUAAGAAAAGCAGAACUUUUACUUGUUAAAUUUGCUAGUACUGCAUGCUAGAACACAAUAAUAUAGCUGACCCCUGAGAUGAGAAAGUGACUAAUCAGUCGCAAUAAUGUUCACCCUGCACCUACACCAGCUUUGCGGUGGGAAGAACAAUACAGUGCGAAGACAGAAUGAUAAUUUUGCAAAUUACAGUAUGUUUCUGUCUUAACCCCCCCCCCCCCUUGAAAUUCAGAAACUGAUCCGGAUAAUCAGCGAUUUAUAGUCAGAGUCGGAUAAUUGAAGUUCUACUGUAGUAUUAUAAUGCAUUUUAUUUUGUUAAAAUAAUAUCAUGGUGGUAUUUUACUGUUUCUUAAAUGCAAGAAUAUGAAUUCAAAAAUGUUUCAGAUUCUUAAGCUUCACAUACUACAGUCGUUUUUCAGAUACCCAGUUCCAUGGAAUCUCUACUUUAAAAUAAAGCAUCUAUAUACUUAUUUAAUGAACCUCAUAUUUUGUAAUUUAAUUUCUAUUUCAUCCCUAUGUUUACAUGUGUUAGUUUAAAAGCCAACAGUGAAUUUAAUUGCAGUUGUAUAAUUUUCUAAGAAAGAUAUUUCUGACAUUUAAUGUGUUCUUUAUUGAAUAAUUUAGUCUGCUUAUCAAAUGAGUUUAAAUUUGUAUUUUCAUUAAUUUUUCUAAUAGAUGUUAUAAUUUAAUUGUAAUAAUAAUUUUCAAUUACAAGUUAUGUUAUAUAAAGUUAUUGUGUUAUUCUUUUUCCUUAAGAAAUUUUUUGGUUAAUUUAAAAUUAAGUACUGUAACUCAAAUUUAAGGCCAGUGAUUUAAUUAUUAUUUGUGGUAUUUAUGGUUUUAUUAAAAUUAAGUUUGUAACCAAUUUAGUACUAUGUUCUGUUAUGAAAUCUUGGCAUGAUGCUUGGCUCAAAAAAUAUAGUCCAAAGUAUAUUUUCAUAAUUGCUCUUAAAAAGUGGGUCUGCAAAAAAAAAAAAAAAAAGUAUGAGUUUUGGAGUUAUUAUGUCUGAAUACAAUUAAAUUUCAAUAUUUCACAUACCUUCAUAUAUGUGUUGCUCAUUUUACUUCUACAACAUCUUAUGCUUUAUGACUUUUGACAUUGUUGCAGCAAAUGAGAGAUGUGUAAAUGUGCUCUGACAUGUCACUAAUUUAUGUAUCAGUCUUUUAAAAUUCUGAAUCCUUAAGAUGAGCCAAAAUGUAUAUUUUUUUGUGCCCACAUAAGUUUAAAUUAGAAUAUAUACUUUGGCAGUACAAUGUGCCUCAAAAUAUACUUCAUAUAAGCUGAAUUACAUGUAAAAAACUAGCGGAAAGAUUUUUACCUUUCAAUAAAAUUUUUUGUCAAAAAA